AUGCCCUCCUCCCGCCAAUACAAAGCCCUCGGCUUCACCACCCUCAUCGCCCUCCUCACAAUCUACUACAUCUCCUCCGGCGCCUCUUCCACCCAAAACUCCGCUUUCUACCUCCGCACCGUCGAAUCCCUCAACACCGCCACCUCCAACGCCGCCCGACAAUCCGUCCUCGAAGAAGAACGCGCCCACGCCGACCGCGUCGAGCGUCUACGGAAAGAACACGACGUCGCCACAGAACAGCAGAAAGCCGCCAAAGUCGCCGCGGCGGACGCACCAGCACCCGAGGAGGAGAAAGAGAAACCCGUCGCGGGUCGACGCACCACAGCGAAAAAGGACGGCAAAGUGGUGACGCAUAUCCCCGCGGAAGGGGACAAUGGCGUGGCGAAGGUGGGCAACGUCGAGCCGAAGAAGAGUCCGGCGGUGCAUUCGAGUGAAGUGGAGACGGAGGACGAGCACGCGAUUGAGGAGCGGUUGAAUUCGAUUCUGAAGCAGGGGCCGAUUGUGGUGUUUUCGAAGAGUUAUUGUCCGUAUAGUAAGAAGGCGAAGAAUAUAUUACAAAACGUCUACACCAUCACGCCCGCGCCGUAUGUCGUCGAACUGGAUCAGGAACCGCAUGGACAAGCGUUACAGGAUGCUCUGCUGAAGCUGACGGGACGGAGAACGGUGCCGAAUAUCUUAAUCAAUGGAAAGUCGAUUGGAGGUGGGGAUGAAGUGGCAGCGCUGCACGCGGAAGGAAAGCUGGUGAGCAAAGUCACGUCAAUGGGAGGGAAGAGGGUGACAGGCGUGGUCGUCAAUGAGAAAGCUGCGGCACAAGGAGGGCAUGUCAAGAGGGAAUUCAAGGCAUGA
Molecule: messenger RNA, 846 nt
Organism: Zymoseptoria tritici IPO323
Lineage: Eukaryota; Fungi; Ascomycota; Dothideomycetes; Mycosphaerellales; Mycosphaerellaceae
Exons: 2
Coding region: 1-846 (281 amino acids)
Biological process (GO): cellular response to oxidative stress
Cellular component (GO): Golgi lumen; fungal-type vacuole; cis-Golgi network
Molecular function (GO): glutathione disulfide oxidoreductase activity
Source: RefSeq, a predicted model, not a curated record